Messenger RNA from Prunus armeniaca (apricot), 966 nucleotides. The record is from the annotation of a GenBank genome assembly. NCBI's taxonomy places the organism in Eukaryota, Viridiplantae, Streptophyta, Magnoliopsida, Rosales, Rosaceae.
AUGGCGGGUGGGAAACUCUACAGUGCUUCAGACAUGAAUGUUAUUUUUCAAAACGAAAAGCUCCCUUGCUCUUCUGACGUUCUUGAGUCUAUUUGGGUUCCCACUUCUUCCUCCUCUUUUCAUGGUUCAAAUUCAGUGGUUAAUUUUGAAAGUGCAAGUGGAGAAGACUCCUUGGAUAGGUCAUUCUUCCGACCGAUUGAUAAAGAAAAUGGAGAUGACGAUUAUGAUGCAAGCCUUAAUCAACCAGGAAAGAAAAGGCGGCUUACGGUGGAUCAAGUUCAGUUUCUGGAGAAGAACUUUGAGGUAGAAAACAAGCUUGAACCAGAGAGGAAGGCCCAACUUGCAAAAGAACUUAGCUUGCAGCCUCGCCAAGUUGCAAUUUGGUUUCAAAACCGGCGGGCGAGGUUUAAGAACAAACAGCUGGAGAAGGAGUAUGACUCAUUGAAAGCUAGCUUUGACAAGCUCAAGGCUGAUCAUGACAAUCUCCUCAAGGAGAACGGAAGUUUGAAGAAUGAGAUUGAUUCCCUCAAGGACAUGUUGAUUUUGAAAGAUAAAGGAAAGCCUGGAAAAAGAAAUUUGGAGUUACAUGAUGCAAACAAUAUUAUUUCAUCCGAUGUAAAGCCCCAAAGUGCAACUCCAAAUGCAGCUUCUGAUAAUGUGCCAAUGGUGGUAUGCAAGCAAGAGGAUGCAAGUUCUGCCAAAAGUGAUGUUUUUGACUCAGAUAGCCCACAUUGCACUGAAAACCAUUCUUCGUUGUUAGAGCCUGCUGAUUCUUCUCAUGUCUUUGAACCAGCUGAACAGUCGGAUUUCUCACAAGAUGAAGAUGAUGAUCUCAGCAAGACCCUUUUGCCCCCACCUUACUUCUUAAAACUUGAAGAUAGCUGCUAUGAUGAGCCGCCUGCAAGUUCUAGUAAUUUUGUGUUCCCAAUGGAAGAUCAGCAGCCCUUUUGUUUCUGGCCUUACUGA